UUUUUCCCCUUCUCUCUACAGCUAUGUGGCAUUGCUCUUAUAGGAUUGGGUAUCUACUUGCAGAUCCAGCUUAACAGCACUAUAGUUAUUAAAAAUGUCGCCUCUUCUGGUGCUCCUAUAGUAAUCAUUGCUGUUGGAGUUAUCAUCUUUUUCAUCUCUUUCUUUGGAUGCUGUGGUGCGGUUAAGGAGAACUACUGCAUGGUGACAACGUUUGCAGUACUGCUUGUCCUGAUAUUCUUGGUAGAGAUUGCUGCUGCCAUCGCUGGAUAUGUUUUCAAGGAUCAGGUUCGAACAGCUUUUGAUCAGUCCUUCAGGGAUGGUAUGAAGGAUUAUAACAAAACCAAAGAGGCAGCUGAUGGUAUUGACACUUUGCAGAGAGAUUUUAAAUGCUGUGGUGCCAACAGCUCUACUGACUGGAAAUCCUAUUCUAUAUUCAAUGGAACUACUAAUGUACCAGAUAGUUGCUGUAAAAACAUCACACUCGGCUGUGGAAAGAAUCCUAAAGAUGCUGAUAUAUACACAAAGGGAUGUGUUGAGGGGGUGCAGGCCUGGAUUAAGAAUAAUGUAGCCAUUGUGGCAGGAGUUGCUCUCGGGAUUGCCUUCUUUGAACUCCUUGGAAUAAUCUUUUCUUGCUGCUUGAUGAAGGGAAUCCGCAGUGGAUAUGAAGUCAUGUGAUCACUGCUGGGGAGGAUUAUGCUGUGAUGUCACUUCCUGUGCUGUCAUAGUGAAACAGAGGGGCAUAUGCUAUAUAAGCAAUGUAAAUGGCACUUUCCAUUCUCUGCUUUGACUUGGCGGGACAUGUCGUCACUUCCUGUGUGCUAUAAAUACUUUUGCACCACCAAUUCAUUUGUUUUUAUUUUUUAUAAAUAUAUAUAUAUAUAUGGUUAAUGUGUUGAGCAGAAUCUUUUUCUUUCUUUCUCUAUUUUUAGAUAAUGGUUUCUUUCUGCUUCUGCACAUUCUUCAUUUAAAACAAUGACUUUAAUAUCUAAAAUCUUUUUAUAUUUCUUGUCCUUUCCACUUGAAGUGUAAACUGUUGUAUAAAAUGCAAAGCUACAUCCAUGCUGAAAAUGAUACAUAGUUUGGUUAUCAAUAAAUGACAUAUUUAUUUGUAAUCCAUUUAUUGCCACAUUCCUUGUAACAAAUUAUGCAUCUUUAGAAGGUGUGUGCAACAUGCUGAUAACCAUCUGAUUCAACGCUCCUCUUGCCAUCUGAAUCACAGCUCCUCUUGACAGAAUCUUACAAUAAAAUAAAAAGGGUCAUUUAGAGUGGGGACAUUUUUAAUUGUUAUACAUGUAGAUUGUAUUCCAAUAGUGCCUUCUUGCUAUGUUAAUGCUAAUAGUGGUCAUCUCAAUAGAGAUGGCAUUUUUCUUACAGCUACAAAAAGUACUUGUAUAGUUUAUAUGCAUAAAAUGUGCCAUAAGUCUCUCAGGGGAUGUACAUGAUGGCUACAACCAAGAAUUAAGGGGAAUCUGCAUUUGAGAGUAGGUGAUUUGAUCAAAGUGAGUGAAAGUUUUUAUUUUUUCCUUCUCUGUUUCUGGUCCAAUAGGCAUAUUAGUUUGUCUCCCUUUUUGUUUUUGAAAACCAGAGGGUAACAUCUCUCCACCAGUUAAGUCUGUCAGGCCUAUAUCUAGGUGACCAUUUUGUACAGAAAAAUGCCCAAAAAUAAAGUGAUCGGAACGGCACCAA
Messenger RNA from Bombina bombina (fire-bellied toad), 1686 nucleotides. RefSeq names its product CD63 molecule (gene CD63). The record is from RefSeq and is a predicted model, not a curated record. NCBI's taxonomy places the organism in Eukaryota, Metazoa, Chordata, Amphibia, Anura, Bombinatoridae. The transcript has 6 exons. The annotation marks the transcript as partial. Gene Ontology annotation, cellular component: membrane.